AUGGUCGAGCAAACGGCGGGAGCCUCGUCAACUGCUGCUGCAGCACCGGCCGAGGAUGCGAAAACGCGUGCGCUGGCGGCCUAUCGGCGUAAGCUGGUCGAGUACCGUGAGGUGGAGGAGCGCCUCAAGCAGCUGCGCAAAAAAGAGCAGGAGAUGCAAAAAGAGCACGACAAGUCCGAGAAUGACAUCAAGUCGUUGCAGUCGGUUGGCCAGAUUGUUGGUGAGGUGCUCAAGCAGCUCACUGAGGAGAAGUUCAUUGUGAAGGCCACAAAUGGGCCGCGCUAUGUGGUCGGAUGCCGUCGAUCGAUCAACAAGGAAGCCCUGAAACAGGGCACACGUGUUGCAUUGGAUAUGACAACACUAACAAUAAUGCGACAGUUGCCACGAGAAGUCGAUCCAUUAGUUUAUAAAAUGAGCCAUGAAGAUCCCGGCAAUAUAUCUUAUUCGGAAGUGGGAGGGUUAAGCGAGCAGAUCCGUGAACUACGUGAGGUGCGGGCAGUUGCGUCGCAGCUGGAUUGUAACUUUCUCAAAGUUGUGUCAUCGGCCAUUGUGGACAAAUACAUCGGCGAAUCAGCGCGCAUGAUAAGGGAGAUGUUCAAUUAUGCGCGGGACCAUCAACCGUGCAUUGUGUUCAUGGACGAGAUUGACGCUAUCGGUGAUUUCUCAUAG
Molecule: messenger RNA, 669 nt
Organism: Gongylonema pulchrum
Lineage: Eukaryota; Metazoa; Nematoda; Chromadorea; Rhabditida; Gongylonematidae
Source: the annotation of a GenBank genome assembly